AGUAUGUUGGCUCCUGGGUACUAGAAUCGGUCCUAUAUUAUAUAUAACAAAGAGAAGAGAUCGUAAAAGUUAUUGUUAUAACUAAUAAAGCACAAAUUAAAGAGAAGAGAAAAAGUAAAAUACCCAAUAUCAUCAUUACCACCAUCAUAACUCAAACCCCACUCAAAUUCCAAACAUUAUUUCUCUCUCUCUCUCUCUCUCUCUCUCUCCCCUUCUCCCAUCUCUUCUACCACUUUAAUUUUCCACCACCUUUUGUGUUUCUGCCCCAUCUCCUGUCUCAACCUUCCAUCUCUCUCUCUCUCUCUCUUCCCAGUUGGCCGGAUAAUUAAGAAGACAAGGAAGAAGGAGGAUUGCAAUUUUCAGAAACAAAGUUGAAAAGAAUUAUUAUGGAUACAAGAAUCAUCAUUUGUUGCCGCUUUGCAGUUGGAGUAUUAAUUCACCUCGCUGCUCUUCUACUCUGUUCAGGUUCAAGUGUGAAAGCAACACAACACAGAAAACUAUCACUAUCAGUAUCAGUAUCAAUAUCCACAAGGCAAAUGGACAUAACUACCCCUAUCACAACUGUUCCAACAACUACUAAUCCCAAAAUUGUAAACCCAACCGAUUCGAAUCCAGAACUUCCAGUAGUAAUGAAUCCGGCUAAUCCAAUAACCACAACUCCAUUAUCCACAAACUCUCCAUUAUCAUCAUCAUCGGCCGGAAGUUGGUGUGUGGCUGUCCAAUCUGUGCCGCAAGCGGCAUUACAGGCGGCGUUGGACUAUGCAUGUGGCCAAGGUGGUGCCGAUUGCUCUGCCAUUCAGCCCGGUUCUGGUUGUUAUAAUCCCAACACCAUUCGAGAUCAUGCUUCGUAUGCAUUCAAUACUUACUAUCAGAAGAAUCCGAUUCCGACUAGCUGUAACUUUGGUGGUACUGCUGUUACAACAAGUACCGAUCCAAGUUACGGUACAUGUCAAUAUCAAUCAACAAGCACAAGUUCAUCUGUAUUGAAUAUAACCAAUUCGAUUGGAUCCCGAGUCUUUGGUGCCGGUCGACCAAUCACUCCUGCUACUUCAGCAGCUGCAAUGCCACGUUUUAUCCAUCAUCUUCACUUUAUAUUAUUAGUAUCUCAAGUGAUUAUUAUAUUUUCUGUCCAUGAUAUAAUCAAUUAAAUAUUCUCGGCUUUUUUUACAAAGGAUUGUAGCAAAUUUAUUGGUUUGAACGUACCAUGCAUUAAUGUCAACUCUUGAUGAAAAUUCACCUAAAUGGAGUGUAUAGAUAGAUAUAGAUGAAGAGGAAAGAAGCAAUUUGGUGGAAUUUUUGUAUUUCUUUUAAUUUAGUGAUCUAACUAUUAAUUAAAUUUUUUUUUUGGUGUUUGGAA
Messenger RNA from Erythranthe guttata (spotted monkey flower), 1357 nucleotides. RefSeq lists its product as uncharacterized. The record is from RefSeq and is a predicted model, not a curated record. NCBI's taxonomy places the organism in Eukaryota, Viridiplantae, Streptophyta, Magnoliopsida, Lamiales, Phrymaceae.